Zingiber officinale is the source of this 4188-nucleotide messenger RNA. RefSeq names its product putative D-cysteine desulfhydrase 2, mitochondrial. Bases 2319 to 3908 code for a protein of 529 amino acids. The transcript has 10 exons. Gene Ontology annotation, molecular function: D-cysteine desulfhydrase activity. The record is from RefSeq and is a predicted model, not a curated record. NCBI's taxonomy places the organism in Eukaryota, Viridiplantae, Streptophyta, Magnoliopsida, Zingiberales, Zingiberaceae.
GGCGUUCGGGGAGAUCGAGAUGAGAUGAGCUUGCGAUGUGGAGUCGUCCUCCGCCCGUGGUCCGUCCAUGGCUCCCCGGCGAUCCCUUGCCGGAUGGGUUUUCCCUCCGUGGUGGCCUUCAACCAUCCGCGGCACCGCCUCGUGGGUUCCGACCAUCUGCGGAUUCAGCUGGACCAACUGCGCGCCGAGGCCGAGAUCACCCGCUCAAAAGCAAAUAAUGCGCGAUUGAGGCUUAUGCGUCUUACAGAGGCAGCUGAAAAUCUCCAAAAAAGAGCUGCUAAAAGCAUCCAAGUCGGUAAGGAAAAUGAAGCAAGGGAAUUGCUAAUACAAAAGAAGAAGUUGUUGCAAGCAUUGGAGAAAUCAAAGAAUCGAAUUGAGGUGCUUGACAAACUUUCAGCAAAGGUUACUGAGGUGGAAAAUCAAAUAUCUAUUUCUGCAGGCUAAUUGAGUAUAUUCACCUCAUUAUUGAUUACUUAUCUUACUCUGCUAAGUGCUAAGAUCUAUAGAUCUGUGGCUGUUAUAUUUAUUUUUGAAGUUUUCUCCAUUAACCAGUUUAAGUAACCUUGAGCUCUAGCAACAAUAUCAAUUCUAGAAAAGUAGAUAAUACAAGAGAGAUCCAGGAAAUUAACAAUAUCUAACCAAGCAACAUUUUCAAAAUUGGGCAAGUGGGUGAACCACUGGCCUAACUGAUCACUAGUUCUUCCAGUUCAACCAAGCUAAAAUUAGGUUCAACUAGAAUUUCUCCAUCACUCGAACCAGAUCAGGUUGGCUUUCCUUUCCCUGAUUCAUUGUGAAUAAUCCUACUAGGCUGGAAGAUGCAUAAUUGCAACAUUUAGCCUAGUUUUUUUUAUUGGAGAGCUACUGUUUAUUGUUUUGCAUCUUCUCUCUUUGUUCACAACAUAGUAUAGGCUGUGUGUUUUAGGAAUAGGUGAAAAUGAGAAAGAAACAAUGAUUUUUAGAAAAGGUGGAUAGAGAGAAGCUAUAAAGUGAGUCUCUCAUGUGGAGAUGUGGUUUCCUUAGAAGGGAAAAAAAAAUGUAAACUUUCUGUCUCAUUGUUUCCUUGAAGGGAAGGGAAGGGAAAGAAAGAAGAAUAAAAUUAAAUUUAGUAUGUUUUUUUAAAAAAUAUAGAAAAUUGACAUAUAAAUUGAGUUAAUGAUUUCUUUUUCUAAAACAACUAGCUGUUGCCUGUUGAGUAGUCUGCUGUUCAAUUUGGGCAAAAGAAAAUGGGAGAAAUUGGAGAAAAAUUAUCUAUCUCACUCCCUCCAAUGCUUUCUUUCUGUCCAAAAGAACAGGGAAACUCUUUUCUAUCCAUUUUCAUACGUUCUAUUUCUUUCCCCUUCUUUUUCCCACAAGUAAAGACAGUCAUAGUGUUCAAGAAUGAUAAAUUUCUGUCAAAUGUGACUUGAAGGGUCAUUUUCACUUGAAAAAAGAAUAUUUCCAAGUAUUUUUUUUAACUACAAUUAUCUACCAGUUGAAUUGGAUUUUGUAGGAUUAAGAUUCAGAUUUUCCAAGAAAAAGUAGCUAUUAAUAUAUGGAAACAAAAUUGAGAGGGUGGCAAAGUAAUGUGUGGUGAAUCCUUUUGAGUAUUAUUCUUUUUUGUAUAUUCUCCAUUAUAUAUAUCUACAAUCUUGGAUUCGUGUGGUGACUUUCUGAGGAUGUUAAUAUUCUCAAUGAAAAGCUUACUCUUCUUAUUAUAGACAUAAUAUUUUUUUUAGAAACUAGUAUGUCAUUAAAAUAUUAUUAGUGUUUUGUGUUUAUCUUAGGUUCAUUAUUUAUGGAGUUAACUUAUUGCUAAAGGAAUUGUUCUAUAAGUUGUUAAUGACAUGUAAUUUCACAAGGUAAAGGUUCUCUAUAUGGUGGAUUUAUUUGAAACAGUGACUGCUUUCAGGCAAUUUCUCUAAAGGAAACACAACUAAUUGGACAAGUUGCCAUUCCACCUGUAGAUAACCAGUUGGACUCUCAUCAACAAAUUCAUUUCAUCAGCCUAAAUGAAGAAACUUAUGAAAAAUCAAGUUCAGGAAGUUCAGAGACCUUGCUCAAGCAUAUGUUUGAACAAAUUGAUCUGAAACUUUGUUCGGUAGAAGCUGACAUAGAUAAUUUCUUAAGCGCCCAAACAGAAGAAAGCAAAGAAGUGCAGGUGAAUGCAAAACUAGAGUUAUGUGAGAUUCUGAAGGAUGUACUCCGCAUCAGAGAAAAAAUUGCUAGCAUGAUGGAGAUCAAGACAGAUGAUAUAUGAGCUCUGAGCUCUCAGUUGUUGCCAGCUGAUAUAAGCUGGGAAAUGUUGAUGGGAAUCAUGAUAUUUCAUCCAGGAGCAGCUCAUGAAUAUCACUGGGGAGUGUCCUCAAGAAUCAGUAGUUCUUGAUCAAAAAAUGCAUUUGACCCAGCCUCUGCUUAAGUUUGCAUCCUCUUUGUUUCCUGCUGUGAGCUGCUGCUUUAUCUCUGCAGAGUCUCAUAACCAUGUUCAUCAUUUUUUGAAUCAAACAAUUAUUGUGAUCAUCCAUUGUGCAAAAUGUUUGUGCAUAUUGGACAGCAUGCAGAAUAAAGCGCCAGAAGGCCGGCGGUGCACCGGCGAAGGGCAGGAGGGAAGGGAAGGGAAGGAGGAGAUGUCACUGCGCCGCGUGACCAUCACAGUCGCAGCCCCACUCCCUCCUCCUCUUCAAACACCGCCUCAACUUCCGAGAUUAAGAGUCGCACCCUGCCGCCGCUGCUAUUCCAACUCCAAACCCUCCCCUCUCCUCCGCCGCCAGUGGAUGCUGUCGUCCCCGUCCUCUCCAAUCCACGCCAUUUCGUUCACCAAACCCUCCACUUCUUCCUUUACCUACUACUCUAACGGGCUCAGCGUCUCCCAUCUUAGAUCCGCGGAGGAAGCUAAACCUUCCUCAUCCUUCUAUUUGAUCCGAGACGACCUCUUGCACCCAUUGGUCAAUGGAAACAAGGCGAGAAAGCUCGACGCCAUCAUUCCGCUCAUCCUGCGCCACGCCGCCACAGACCUCAUUACCUGCGGAGGUGUCCAGAGUGCUCAUACGGCAGCUCUUGCUGUAUGUUGCGCAGAGAGGGGGAUGAGGGCGCACCUAUUGCUCCGAGGUGAACAGCCGGCAGUGCCCACGGGCUACAAUCUGGUGUCUUUGAUGUAUGGGAGUGUGAGUUAUGUCCCAAGAUCAGUAUACGCUAAUAGGAAUGAAAUGCUUAUGAAACAUGCUGAGUUGGUGGCAGGUGAUCAGGUAAAUGUGGUUUGGGCAGAUGAUAUUCUGAAUUUAGAGAAUGAUGAGCUGUCUUUGAACGACAAUGGAACUCCUCUUUGGAAGGUUGGGAAUGUUAGAAGAGUUGUGAUUGUUAAUGAGGGUGCUGGCAGUGUAGCAGCACUAUUGGGUCUCAUUCGGCUUGUAGAAUAUCUUUCUCAAACCCACAUAUUUGGAACAGACCAGAAGAUUGCUUUAGUAGUAGAUGCUGGUACUGGGACAACAGCUGUUGGUUUGGCUCUGGGCAUUGCAUAUUUGGGGCUUCCAUGGAAAGUUGUUGCAGUCAUGCUUGCUGAUACUAAAGAAAAGUACGAGGAAUGUGAAAAAUGCCUUGUAUCUAACUUUAAGAGGGUUUAUGGGUUAGAAUCUCUUGAAGACGAUGAGGGAAUUGUGCAAUGGGUCGAACGACUCCAUCCAAGAAGGUUUGGGAAGGUACUGGAUGGGGAAAUAGAUUUGUGCAGACAAAUUGCACAGCAAACAGGAGUUCCCUUGGAUCCUAUCUAUACUUUGGCGGCUUGGGAGCAAGCAGUCCUAUUUGCUGAUUCGGAAGAUGAGAAGGAUUCUCUAGUGGUGAUGCUCCACACUGGUGGCACUCUCGGUUUGUUUGGGUUGGCACAAAGGUAUGCUUCUGAUUUCAGCUCUUCAGUACCCAACAGGCAUGCUUUAUAACGAGCCAGAUUAAGGACAUACGUUGUUGGGACUUCCGGUUCUUGAGUUUCUCGAUCCUACUGGUUUUUCCAUUUCAGUUUGCUAACGAGGGUCGUUGCUUCAUUGAUAUUUACAGAUUGUAGACCAACUUGAAAAGCACUAGAGCUGCUCUAUCUAAUUGACAUCUCGAAUACUUUCUUACGAAUACGCAAAAUUGGCUUGAUAAUUGCUUUUGUUAUGACGUUCAUGAAUUAUGUGCUUCUUGAAAUCUUUGAUAUGUAGUACAGUAGUUUUAUGAUUC